Molecule: messenger RNA, 2083 nt
Organism: Somion occarium
Lineage: Eukaryota; Fungi; Basidiomycota; Agaricomycetes; Polyporales; Cerrenaceae
Source: the annotation of a GenBank genome assembly
GAUUCUUCCACAACUGAAUCGCCAAUGACGAGACGUUCAGCAACGAGAUGAGCACGACCGUCCCCUAGGGAUGUGUCGGCGUUGACAUCGCUCGUUCGGCAACCAACCACCUUGUUACCUUAGUAGGGACGGGCUUUUACAGAUCUGAUGGCGCCCUUCAUUGUGGAAGGUUUCUUGUCUCUUGUUUGUCUCUGCUCGCGACAUUGCUUCUCCUGUAGUUACAUGGACAUAUCGAAUGCUACUUGCACUGUUUCAUUCUCACACUACGCUGUCGGCUGCCGUUUCCAAGUCCUAUUGAGUUUGUGGGGUACAGUAAUUAGUGUUCUUCAAGCUUGUCUGCAUAUGCAAUAUACACGGGUGAUUACCAUUGCUUGCCGACCCGAUGUUACUAGUGUUUGUUCUGUGCUGACAUCGCACAUGUAAGAUAUAGUGUGUCACACAGCAUCGAACUAUAAGCUGCAGAAGCCAAGCCUCGGCUUUCUGACGUUUACCUCGGCAACUGACCACGUAUAAGAGACCAAGUUGCAAGAGGAAAACUGUACUUGAGCACCCCUUCUAUACGUGUACUGUAUCUAUACUGUCAUGACGGACUUCGUUUCGUUCAAGAAACAGUUCAAAGGAGAUUUAGUAACCCCCUCUGAUCCAGGGUAUGAAGAGGCCAUCGAUCGGUGGGCACACAAUGCUGCUAGACGAGCCAAGGUUGUUGCCUUCGUCAAGGAUCCUCAGGAUGUCUCCUUAGCCAUUAAGUAUGCAAAGGCCAAUGCUCUACCUAUCGCAAUACGCGGAGGGGGGCACAGCGCAGCCGGGACGUCUUCCAGUGAAGACGGUCUAGUGAUCGAUCUCUCUAAGUACAUCAACGGUGUCACUGUUGAUGCGGAGAAACGUUUGGCAUAUAUUGGAGGUGGUGCCGUAUGGAAGACGGUCGAUCAUGCUGCCAUUCAGCAUGGGCUUGCCACUGUCGGUGGUACGGUCAAUCAUACUGGUGUCGGAGGUCUCAUACUCGGAGGCGGGUAUGGUUGGUUAAGUGCGCAACAUGGCCUUGCAAUAGAUAACCUUGUUCAGGCUACGAUAGUUCCAGCGGACGGUUCCGUUUUAACUGCAAAUUCUUCUGAGAACUCCGACCUGUUCUGGGCCAUCCGUGGUGGCGGUUGCAACUUCGGUGUCGUAACCGAAUUUGUCCUCAAACUCUUUCCUCAGCGUCGAUCAGUAUUCGCUGGUCAGAUUGUCUUUACCCCAGACAAGCUGGAACAAGUUGGGGCGGCACUUGACAAAUGGUGGCCAAAUGCUGGUAGUUCAGGAAAGGCGUCUUUGAUGAGCGUUAUGACCAGGGGACCUGAUGGCAAUCCCUGUAUUGUUGUGUCUCUUUUCUACAAUGGUUCGGAAGCCGAGGGACGGGAGCACUACAAGAUCCUUUACGAUAUUGGCCCAGUGGCCGACUUGGCCAAGGAGGUACCUUACGAAGAGGUGAACGGGAUGCAGAAUGCGCUUGCGGCUCCUGGUCUCAACUAUUACAUGAAAGGCGCACUAUUGUCCGACACGCCAUCGAAGGACCUGCGUCGCGAGGUCUUUGAUAGGGUGAUUUCGCUGUCCAAGGAAGAUCUGAACGUGGCGAUAAUUCUGGAGCUUUUGCCACACGACAAGAUCAACAGCGUUCCGGCUGACGUAACCCCAUACCGGCGUAACCUUCACGGGAACACACUUAUUCUUAUCCAAUGGAAAGAGCACACGCCGGAGAAGGGGAAGGCAGCGAGAGCUGCAGCUCACGAGUUGGCAGGUUUGAUGCCUAAAGGUGAAGGUUAUGGAAAUUAUGCUGGUACAGACGAUGCCGCUUCGUCUAAGACGGGAGUGGCCCCUGCUGAGAAGAGCCAAGAGUUAUUCGGGCAGCAUUAUCCUAGAUUGCAAGCUAUAAAGAAGAAAUACGACCCAGAGAUGAUCUUCCAUAAGUGGUUCCUCAUUGUCCCAGCUUGAACCCUGUCCUAUGUUGGUUGGAUUUGAUGACUUAGAUGUAUAUUACUGAACUUGGAACGCGGAGUAUCAAGAAUUUUUGUCCCACAGCAACAUGGGCCAGGACAAUUGUUGUUUC